This is a messenger RNA of Tarenaya hassleriana, 2013 nucleotides long. Its product is annotated as 3-phosphoinositide-dependent protein kinase 1. Gene Ontology annotation, biological process: intracellular signal transduction; peptidyl-serine phosphorylation. The record is from RefSeq and is a predicted model, not a curated record. NCBI's taxonomy places the organism in Eukaryota, Viridiplantae, Streptophyta, Magnoliopsida, Brassicales, Cleomaceae. The transcript has 11 exons. Bases 353 to 1822 code for a protein of 489 amino acids. Gene Ontology annotation, molecular function: ATP binding; protein serine/threonine kinase activity.
UCAAAUCUCAUCUUUCUUCCGAUUUUCCUCUUCUUCAGCUCCUCUCCCCUCCAUCGAAUUCCCCUCGUUUCUCUGCUCUUCCCAAUACACACAAUAAAUUAGCAAAUCAAAAUCCUCCCUCUCUCUCUCUCUCUCUCUCCCUCUCUCUCUGCCUUUUCUUCUCGAAUUUUGAAAUCGGAAUCCAUCAUCACCCUGAAAAAACAAAAGGCUCGACGCCCAUCGAUUGCACCCAUACCCUUGCAGAUCCAAAUGGGUCUCUGAAAAUCUUGGCUUUUUCCUCGCUCGUUGAUCGUUUUUCCUUUUGUUUGAUGGGUCGUCUGGAGAUGUAGAAGAAGUGGGCUGUGAGAGGGAGAUGUUGGCGAUGGAGAAGGAAUUUGAUUCAAAGCUUGUUCUUCAAGGGAAUUCAUCCAACGGUGCCAAUAUAUCCAGAAGCAAGAGCUUCGCGUUUAGGGCUCCCCAGGAGAAUUUCACCAUUCAGGAUUUCGAACUGGGCAAGAUCUAUGGCGUUGGUUCUUAUUCUAAGGUUGUCAGGGCAAAGAAAAAAGACACAGGAUCUGUUUACGCCUUGAAGAUAAUGGACAAAAAAUUCAUCACAAAGGAGAAUAAAACAGCUUAUGUUAAGUUGGAGAGGAUAGUUCUUGAUCAACUCGAACAUCCUGGGAUCGUGAAGCUGUUCUUCACGUUUCAAGAUACAUUUUCUCUAUACAUGGCACUUGAAUCAUGCGAGGGGGGAGAGCUUUUCGACCAGAUAACCAGAAAAGGUCGACUUUCAGAGGAUGAAGCUCGGUUCUACACUGCAGAAGUUGUGGAUGCGCUCGAGUACAUACAUAAUAUGGGACUGAUACACCGAGACAUUAAGCCGGAGAACUUGUUGCUCACUUCAGAUGGGCACAUCAAGAUUGCUGAUUUUGGUAGUGUAAAGCCCAUGCAAGACAGCCGAAUAACCGUGCUCCCAAAUGCAGCCUCUGAUGAUAAGGCCUGCACUUUUGUCGGGACUGCUGCAUAUGUUCCUCCUGAAGUUCUGAACUCAUCUCCAGCAACAUUCGGAAAUGAUCUAUGGGCACUCGGCUGCACUCUCUACCAAAUGCUUUCAGGAACUUCUCCUUUCAAGGAUGCAAGUGAAUGGCUGAUUUUUCAAAGAAUCAUUGCCAGAGAUAUAAAGUUCCCUCAUUAUUUUUCAGAUGCAGCGAGAGACCUCAUUGACCGUUUACUGGAUUCGGAUCCUGGCAGAAGACUAGGUGCGGGGCCAGAAGGUUAUGCUGCUCUCAAGAAUCACCCUUUCUUUAAGGGCAUUGACUGGAAGAAUCUAAGGUCGCAGACCCCUCCAAAACUAGUUCCAGAUCCCGCGUCUCAGUCAGCUUCUCCCGAGAGGGAUGAUGGCCAUGGUUCUCCAUGGAACCCGAACCAUGUUGGAGAUGCUUCAGCCAUGCAGAACGAUGGGCAUGGUGGUGGCCCCUCUGAAUCAUCGGGUUCGAUAACCAGGCUUGCAUCCAUAGACUCUUUUGAUUCGAGAUGGCAACAGUUUCUGGAACCAGGAGAAUCGGUGGUGAUGAUAUCAGCGGUGAAGAAGUUGCAGAAGAUCACGAGCAAGAAGGUUCAGCUGAUACUGACGAACAAACCCAAGAUAAUCUACGUCGACCCAUCAAAGCUCGUCGUCAAAGGGAACAUAAUCUGGUCCGACAACUCGAAUGAACUCAACGUCCAAGUCUCGAGCCCUUCCCACUUCAAGAUCUGCACGCCAAAGAAGGUUUUAUCAUUCGAAGACGCGAAACAGAGAGCGUCUCAAUGGAAGAAAGCCAUCGAGACUCUUCAGAAUCGCUGAGAGACACUGCAUGAUUUGGCGGCUUCCAUGUCCAUUUGUUUCUCUCUUUAUUUCAUCUACCUCUUUUUUUUUCAACUGACAAAAAAACAAUUCUUCUGAUGUGUUUGAUCAAACCCCCCUUUUGAGAAAUACGACUGCUACGUUUCAUAAAAAAACAGAGCCCCUAUGUCGGAAGGAAGUUCCUCUCUGUU